Molecule: messenger RNA, 1243 nt
Organism: Magallana angulata
Lineage: Eukaryota; Metazoa; Mollusca; Bivalvia; Ostreida; Ostreidae
Product: protein LSM12-like
Exons: 5
Coding region: 24-608 (194 amino acids)
Source: RefSeq, a predicted model, not a curated record
UGCGGGACAGGCGUCUUGAGAAAAUGAAGAUAGACAUGGCUGCCCAAGAUGGGGAAUAUUUUAAUAUCGGAAGUAUUGUCUCCUGCACGACGUGUUACAACCAGAAAAUCCAGGGUGAAGUGUUAGCUUUCGACGAGGGCACAAAAAUGCUUGCGAUCAAAUCAUCUGCAGCCAGUGGGAAGCGAGAUGUCCAUGAUAUAAGGAUGGUCAACUUGUCCUUUGUUAGCCACAUCAAGGUGACAAAAGAAUGCAAUGACCCCCCACCCCCACUCACUAGCAUCAGUAUACAAAAGAUACAGAGUAGAUUACGACAGAACUUGGACGAGAAGAGAAGGCAGGUGAACUACAUAGGUAUCGGCGUAACCCCAGAGGGCCAAAGGGCAUUUAACUCAAUCGUCAAAACAUUGAAUGAAGUCAGGUGGAACGGGAAAGACAUAGUAGUGAUGGAUGAAGUCAAAAUCGUGCCGCCAUAUGGACCAGAAAACUGCACAGGGAAGGAGGGACAACUCCUCAGUCACGUCAAAAAAAUUCUACAGAAACACCACACUGAAGAGAGUCAAAAGUCUGAACAGAGGAAGUCUGCCUCCCCAGUUCCUAGUGCAUCAUGAACAAACUGAAACAUUUUUUUACAAAGGGAGACAAUUGUAUACAUACAAAUACACACACACAGACAUUAAAAAAAAAAAUCCAAGAAUCUUACAUAAACAUCUGAACUUUUUUUUUGGAUUAAAAAAAAAAGUUUUUUUUAACAAGAUAAAAUGCAACUUGCAAUAUAUUUGUGUGCGAAUUAAUGUAGAGUCUGGAGCACUUUUGUUUUUAUGUUUUAUUGAAAUACUGAAAAUGAAAAAUACAACUGAAGUACGUAGGAAACACAAGAGGUCAUAUUUGAAAGUUGUGGAAAUUCUUCAAUGGUUGUUAUGGCAUUGUCAAGGAAGCUGGCUAAAUGUCCAUCAAACUAGUAUUUCGCAUGGCAUAGUUUUUAAUUUUUUGGAAAAAAAUCUCAAUUAUGUUGUAAAUUUUAAGAUAUGUUAAAGAAAGAACUGAAUACACUAUGCAAUACCAGAUUAGAAGGGAAGAAAUUUUGAAUCAUGUCAUCAAUUUUAAGGAUUUUAUAUACUGAGAAGAAAUGUAAUGAAAUUGUUAUAAAGGGGAAAACAGUGAUUGUAUGAGGGAAGAGUUAUUUAUUGAAACAAGAAAACUUAAGUUGUGUUGUUUGAAGAUUAUUAAAACUGAUAAUGCAGGA